Molecule: messenger RNA, 2553 nt
Organism: Belonocnema kinseyi
Lineage: Eukaryota; Metazoa; Arthropoda; Insecta; Hymenoptera; Cynipidae
Gene: Pez
Product: tyrosine-protein phosphatase non-receptor type 14
Exons: 7
Coding region: 195-1475 (426 amino acids)
Cellular component (GO): cytoskeleton
Molecular function (GO): protein tyrosine phosphatase activity
Source: RefSeq, a predicted model, not a curated record
AGCUGUCAACCACAACUCCACAAUGUAAAUUGUAAAUAGAACAAAAUCUGAAAAAUUUGUCAUGUUUUUUAUGAAAGCUUCAUGCUUUCCAGUUUUUGUUAAAGAUAAGUUCCCUGAAAGAAAAAAGUGAAGUUUUCCUGAUAAGAUAAGUUUUCCAGAAAGGAAAAGAAAACUGUGUUAAAAAUUAAGAAAGGAUGCCGUUUAAAUUUCAUUUAAAGAAGAGUCGGCAAUACGACGUCGUCUCGAAGAAUCAAUACGUACUUUGUGUGGAACUUCUGGACUCAACAUCGAUAGAAUGUACUUUGAGUAUUGGAAGUACAGGGAGGGAAUGUUUAGUAAAUGUAACACAACGCCUCGGUUUCGGACAACCAGAAUUUUUUGGCCUGUGUUACGUUUCCAGAGAGAGUCCACAUUCCUUUCGAUGGAUGAAUAUGGAUAAACCUCUUAAAAAAGAGCUUGAAAAAAGGGCUAAAAAUUUCAACGUUUACCUACGAAUGAUGUAUUAUGUUGUGGAUAUUCAGCUCAUCCAAGAUGAUUUUACUAGGUAUCACUAUUAUCUACAAAUGAAGAACGACAUUUUGGAGGGACGAAUUACGUGUGAUGCGAGGGUAGCUUCGCUUUUAGCAAGUUAUUCUAUGCAGGCUGAAUUUGGAAACUACGAUGCGAACAGACACACAAUCGAUUGUCUCCAGCAAAUAAUUUUCUUCCCUAAAGCUCUGACACAAACAGAAGCGAGGGGGCAGGAGACUCUCUUAAAUGAUGCAAUUUGCCAGUAUAAGAAUUUAACUGGAGUGGCGCAAUCUGCUGCCGAAGAAAUGUAUAUUAUGAAUGUAAUGCAAUUAGAAGGCUAUGGUUACGAAACAUUCAUUGCAAAGGAUGAUGGAAACAAUGAAGUUAUUCUUGGUGUUUCUAUCAAUGGAAUCAUGGUUGGACCUUCUACAUCACAAGCAACAACAUUUUAUGGGUGGCAUGACAUAAGCAACGUGAUUAGUCAGAAAAAGACUUUCAGAAUCGAGUGUCAAAUUGAAGGCGAAAGUGCAAAACAAUUUGCAUUCGCCGAAUCACGCCAAGCAAAAUAUGUCUGGCAGUUGUGUAUCGAUCAACACCAUUUUCAUAUGCAACAUCAAAACGUUCCAUUACCUGAGCGGGUCAGUAAUGGGCAUUUUAAUGAUGCAAAUGAACAGAUAACUUCUCUUCGUUUGGAUAAUCAAACUGAGAAUCACAUGCGCUGGAAUAGUUACAGCGACUUGUCGACUUCUCCAUGUCCGGUGGUUUCCGUUUCCUCAAAAGACACAAGUAAUUUGCAAGCUUUGCUUCCUCCUUAUAGACCAGCACCUGAUUACGAUACAGCAAUGCAAAUCAAGUACAACAACGGUGCAAUUACUUCUCAUCCUUAUUAUGCUAAUCAAUCCACAAUUAUUGGGGCUGAUCUCUCUUGUCUGAUAAACAACGUUGCGAAUCGUAACAGAUACUGAUUUCAUGAUUAAGGAUGUUCUCUCACUUUUCUAGAGCCGAAAGUGAAUAUUUAAGCGAAAUUUUAAAUCUUCAAAUCAGGAAUUUCACAAAAUCUUGAAGUUUUUAUCUUUGAAGGAUUUCCAAAGUUUUCAAAUUUCUUUAAAUUUGAAUUCAGUCGAAAUUGAAAACUUCCACAUUUUUAAAAUUUUUAAUUUUUAAAAUAUGUACAAAUUUAUUUCCUAUUUUGUAAGAUAACGUUCUAUUUUUGGCUCUAUAAUCACAGCAUUAAUUCUUCGAAAGUCAAACCUUCGAGCGAUUCGAGUAGGGACUUUGUGACUGAAAUUAGAAGAACUUACUAUUUCACAAUAAGAUGUUUUUUACUUUUGAUUGUGUGCGACGUUAAUUCUAUACAUCAACGAUAUUUUACAAUCUAAUUGUAAGUUAAUCAAAAUUAUUUUCCCUAAGCUUCAAUCUUUUUUAUCAAUUAAGUAAAAUACUCGCCGUAUUUAGUUUCGAACAUUGUUUUACGUUAGAAUAGAGAAUUUUAGUUUCAUAACAUGUAUGUAUUUACUCGAACCAUUUAUAAUUUAUUUAUUACGUCAGUUUCAUUGAAAUUGAAUUUUAACAGCCUUUUGUGAUAUUCUCAGUAACAUUAAAUUUCGAUCUCAUUUCGGAAUUCUAUUAUAUUUUUUAUAGGUUGUACUUUAAAUAAACAUAAGUAGCGCUUUUUGCUUUUGAUGAGCUUGUUAAGCAAUUUUGUUUAAAAAGUGAAUUCCUCCUUUAUAGUAAUUUUAUUUAUGUUCUAAGCAAUUGAAAUAGAAGUUUUGGAAAAGUGUCUUCAAAUCUCUUUCAUAUUCGGCAUAACUACAAAACAAAUUUAUGUUUGUGUAAAGUAUUUAACUUAUGUUUCGUAGAUUUUCAUGUUUAUUUAGAUUAAGUAAAACUUUGUGUGUCAGAUUUUAAUUAGUUGAAUACAUGUUGCGAAGACAGAAUUUUAUAUGAGAUCUCUUACUAUAAGUGUGUAAUCGAUUUUUUGUGUGUUGUGGACACGUAAAAUGUAUAUCGUAAAUCGUUUCACAUUAAAGUUUUUACUGCGUA